Neohortaea acidophila is the source of this 1926-nucleotide messenger RNA. Its product is annotated as Bromodomain-containing protein. The record is from RefSeq and is a predicted model, not a curated record. The transcript has 5 exons. Gene Ontology annotation, molecular function: protein binding. Gene Ontology annotation, cellular component: RSC-type complex. Gene Ontology annotation, biological process: chromatin remodeling. NCBI's taxonomy places the organism in Eukaryota, Fungi, Ascomycota, Dothideomycetes, Mycosphaerellales, Teratosphaeriaceae. Bases 1 to 1926 code for a protein of 641 amino acids.
AUGGAGAGCCGGAAGCGCAAAGCGUCGAGCGCGCAGUCGCCGCCAACGGAGGGCAGCGCAUCGAAGAAGUUGAGGUUGCUGAACUCCUCCGCAGCCCCGCGAAACAGCGUACAAGAGAUUGGACAGCGAGUGGUUCAACAGCUGAAGGGUGCGACAGACAAGACCGGCCGACUGAUCGCCAUCGAAUUCCUCGAACUGCCCGACCGCGAUGAGAUCCCCGAGUACUACGACUUCACCAAGCUGCCCGUCGCUAUCGAGACCAUCGAGGCCAAGCUCAAGCAGAAUGCAUACCCCACCGUCUCCACCAUCGAGAGCGACUUCAAGCGCUUGGUGCAGAACGCAAAAGACUUCAACGACCCUGGCAGCCUGAUCUACGAAGAUGCCGAGCGCAUACGGAAGUUGGUCUUCAAUUUCAUGAAGCAGAACAACCCGGCGUACAAGGAGAAUCCCAACUAUUCCGCCUUUCCGACGCCCAUCCCUCAGCCAUCAUCCACAGCCCUGCAGAAUGGGAAGCGGGAGACUGAGAGCGAGGAUGAGCCCCUUCCAAAAUCGCGCCAGGCCAGCGAGAAGCCCAAGCGAGCUGGAACGGAGCAGUCCGACCGGAAAUCGUCUGCUGCUCCAAGCGCUACCGACCCUGAUGCGGACGGAGAGGAAGGUGGCGAAGCCAUGGAGGUUGAUCUCGACUUCACUGGCAAGACCUUCCAGGAGGCCCAACAAUUGAUCAUCAACCACCUUCUCCACUACAUCGAUGAUGGCGUCGAGAUAUAUUCCGUCUUCGCCAACCUUGUCAGCCGCAAGCUGGAGGACUACUACAAGGUCAUUCGACACCCGGUGUGCCUCAAGGGCAUUCUGAAGCGCACACAAGGCAUCCACGGCCGGGCGCCGCCUACUGGACAGACCGACUUCAAGACUUGGGACGCUUUCGAAGCCGAGAUGAGUUUCAUCUGGCGCAAUGCCAAGGUAUACAAUGAAGAUGAGAGCGACAUGUAUAGGCUUGCCGGGGAAUUUGAGGAGCACGUCAAAUCGAUUCUCGCCGAGGCCAGGGAAAAGGUCGACGAGCCAUCGGGCCCCAAGAUCAAACUUGGCGGACCCAAGCCCAAAGUCACCCUCAGCCUGUCGCAGCCUCGUCACUCUCCCGCGCCCACGCCUGGAGUGGCCAUUGACAACGAAUCCCUUGCGCGUCAACGACAGAUGGUGCAGGCGGGCGCCAGUGGCCAGACCAAUGCCCCUCCCGUCAAUCCGCUUGUCCGCGCCGAAUCGGAUGCAGUGCGGCCUUUGAGCAGUGCGCGAUCCGGCUCGCCGGCAGUGGCUGCGGUCAAGUCAGAGCACACGGCCACCCAUUCACCUGCCCCCGCGCAACCUCCACCACUCGCUCAGCCUCAUCAGCCAUACACCAACGGCGUCAUGGCUCCUCCAAUCGUGCGACCAAUGAGCGGGAGUCCCUAUCCCCUCCAACCACCCGCGAUCAGCCAUCACUACACCGCCCCGGCUAUGCUCCCCCCAAUCCCCAUCCGCCCCUACCCACGCGAAGCCGCCAUCCUCCCCUCCGUCACAAUCACCACCCACCCCAACCUCAAACUCCCCCACCCCGUCACCCUAACCAUCACCCCGCACCCCACCCUCUCCCACCAAUCCACCACCACCACCCUGCCCUCCGCGCACUACUUCCUCCAAAUCGCCGCCACAAUCUCCAAGCAGCUCUCCAUGGGCCGCGCGUACAAGAUGUUUGUGUCUAUCAAUGGCACCCGGCUGACGCAGCGCGAUACCCAGCUGCAUCCUGACUCCCACCGUCGCACGCAUGUGUAUGAGGGCAGUCUGGCGCAGGGGGUUAACCGAGUGGAGGUCGAGGUUGCUACUGCUAGGGAGAAUGAUGAGAAGGGGUUGGAUGUGGAGAAGGUGACGGUGUUCGCUAACUUGACGAGGUGA